Messenger RNA from Aspergillus oryzae RIB40, 1506 nucleotides. Its product is annotated as NADP-dependent isocitrate dehydrogenase. Gene Ontology annotation, cellular component: mitochondrion. The record is from RefSeq and is a predicted model, not a curated record. Gene Ontology annotation, biological process: isocitrate metabolic process. The transcript is spliced from 7 exons. Bases 1 to 1506 code for a protein of 501 amino acids. Gene Ontology annotation, molecular function: NAD binding; magnesium ion binding; isocitrate dehydrogenase (NADP+) activity. Lineage: Eukaryota; Fungi; Ascomycota; Eurotiomycetes; Eurotiales; Aspergillaceae.
AUGAUGAAUUCCCUUCGGCUCCAUUCCGCGUCGGUUCGCCGCGCUGUCGCCUCCCCUCUGUCUGCCCCUCUCUCUUCCUCCGCUUAUCGCUCGAUCUCCUGCUCUUCUUCUUCUUACAUUUCCUCUUCGUCUUCUUCUUCUUUCUCGACUGCUGCUACCCCUCGCGCUCAGAGACCCCUCGCUUCGUCUCAGCUCCCUCGUAUUGUCUCCCCCCGCCAGACCGGAAUCUACCCUUUGCAGUGGACACAGGCCCGCACCAUGGCAACUGAAGGCCCCAAGAUCAAGGUUAAGAACCCAGUGGUGGAACUGGAUGGAGAUGAGAUGACCCGUAUUAUCUGGCAGGAGAUCAGAGAGAAGCUAACUUCCGAGUCCAGUUACCUUGACAUUGACCUCAAGUACUACGACCUGGGACUUGAAUACCGUGACCAGACCGAUGACCAGGUCACCGUCGAGGCCGCGGAGGCCAUCAAGAAAUAUGGUGUUGGUGUCAAGUGUGCUACCAUCACCCCCGAUGAAGCCCGUGUUGAGGAGUUCAAGUUGAAGAAGAUGUGGCUUUCUCCCAACGGAACCAUCAGAAACAUUCUCGGCGGAACUGUCUUCCGUGAACCCAUCAUCAUUCCCCGCGUUCCCCGUCUCGUACCUGGGUGGACCAAGCCUAUCAUCAUUGGACGUCACGCCUUCGGUGACCAGUACCGUGCCACUGACCGUGUGAUUCCCGGCCCCGGCAAGCUUGAGCUUGUCUACACCCCUGUCAAUGGCGAGCCCGAGACCGUCAAGGUCUACGACUUCCAGGGCGGCGGUGUUACUCAGACUCAGUACAACACUGAUGAGUCCAUCCAGGGCUUCGCCCACGCCAGUUUCCAGAUGGCCUUGCUGAAGGGUCUGCCUCUGUACAUGAGCACCAAGAACACCAUUCUGAAGAAGUACGAUGGUCGCUUCAAGGAUAUCUUCCAGGAGAUCUACGAGUCCACCUACAAGAAGGAUUUCGAGGCCAAGAACAUUUGGUAUGAGCACCGUCUGAUCGACGAUAUGGUCGCUCAGAUGAUCAAGAGCGAGGGUGGCUUCGUUAUGGCUCUUAAGAACUACGAUGGUGAUGUUCAGUCGGACAUCGUCGCCCAGGGUUUCGGUUCUCUGGGUCUGAUGACCUCUACCCUCACCACCCCCAGCGGUGAGGCCUUCGAGUCUGAAGCCGCUCACGGUACCGUGACCCGUCACUACCGUGAGCACCAGAAGGGCCGUGAGACCUCCACCAACCCCAUUGCCUCCAUCUUUGCCUGGACCCGUGGUCUGGUGCAGCGUGGCAAGCUCGACGAGACCCCCGACGUGGUUGCUUUCGCCGAGGAGUUGGAGCGUGCCUGUAUCGAAGUCGUGAACGACGAGGGCAUCAUGACCAAGGACUUGGCUCUCGCCUGCGGCCGCAAGGACCGUGACGCGUGGGUCACCACCAAGGAGUACAUGGCAGCUGUUGAGCGGAGGCUGAAGACCAACCUGAAGUCCAGACUGUAA